CUCGUAGUCUCGAAAUCGCGUUGUAAACACUGACACGCGCUCUCUUUCUUCUCGCCACGAUAAUAACAUACGCAACUUAUAUUACGUGAUAGAAACUUAACAUAUAAAAUAUGUUAAAUUCUUUAAUUAAUACAGUAUUGCGUGAAAAAUAUUAAAUUUGUUAAAGCGAAUAAAACAUGAUUAUAAAAUACCAUAUUCUAGUUAUUAGUGCGUGCUCGAUUGUGUUUAACCGUGUUUUUGCAAGUGUUUUUAUGACUGAAAAAGUGAGUGAGGUGCUAUGAAGAAUGAAUAUGAAUAUGAGAGAGAAAAAAGCAGGAAAGACGAAAGUGGCAGGCAACUUAAAGACGAUAUAUUCGAGCAUCAACAGUAUCAAAAUAUCGACGUGGUUACAUUAGAAAAAUUACAAACCAAAGUCAAAAAUAUACAAAUUGACAUGUUAGGAAUGCAGCAAAUAUUUGAGGAAAUGUGUAACAAGAUUUCCGGGACACCUAUAAAAGAGAAAGAACCAGAAGAAGCUACAUCGGAAGAAGAUCAAAAUAAUUUAGCAAGAACGAGUAUUGCCACACAACAAAACACUAAAGAUGUUGCCAAGGUUAACGUAACCGAUAAUUAUAGACUACGCAGAGAACAACUGGAUAAAGAACAAAUGAGUGACAGUAGGCCGAGUGAGAUCGACAAUGAAAAGAAUGAGCUGAUGAACAAAUAUCUUCAGUUUGACGAGAUAAUGUACCAGGAUGAGAUUAUAAGAAUUAGGAAUCAAAUAUUAGAUUAUUGGAAGAGAUAUCGUUACAUGCAAAUAGAAGUACAGAUCGCUAUGCAAACAGAAUAUUUCACUAAUAUAAUUAGUCUGAUCAACAAUCUUUUGCAACGUGAGGACAAAGUGCUGAAGUUGAAGAUUCACAGGGAAGAAAUUAGAACAAAAGUGAGAACGUUUGACGUCGAGUUGAUUAAUACGUCGCGUGAAAUCGAUCAUGAAAAGUGCAAGCUACUGAUAGACAACAAUUAUCUUCACUUUGUCGAAAUGAUACGCCAGGAAGAAAUUAAAAGAAUUUUUGUUCAACUCCAAACGUAUUGCGACAAAUACAAUAUGCCAGAUGAAGAAGUAGAUCUCAUUAAGUAUGAAGAUUUCAUCAUGCAGAGAAUUGAACAAAUAAAAAAUAUUUUAAAUCUGAGUGGACGAGUAAUGGACUUUAACCUUCAGAUAGAGCGAGAGGCAACGAAUAUAGAAACGAAUAACGGCGGAACAUCCAAUAUGCCCAGCAACGCUGAUAAUUUAAAGAAUAAGUUGCUGAAGAACAAUGAUUAUCUUUGGUACAUCGUAAAGGCGCAUCAGAGAGCGAUUAAUAGACUUUGCGCUGAACUUGAAAGCUAUUGCAACGAUGAUUACGAUCGGGCAAUUCAUUACGAAUAUUAUUUCGAUAUGGAUAGAUUCGAUGUGGAACAUAACGUUGAGGAGACCAAUAACGUGCUGAGUAACACUGAAGAAGAGCUGAAGAGGGACAACGAAAAUCUUCGGUCUUUUGCAGUGGUGUUUAAAGAAGACUUUUUUAAAAUUUAUGAUCAACUUCAAAUGUAUUACAGCAAAUACGAGGCGCCAAAUGACAACGUGACGAUUGUUAUGCAUACGGAAGCAUAUGACCCUACGAAAACUGAUGACGAAGAAAACGAGCUGAAGAAGGACAACGAAUAUCUCGCGUUUGUCGCAAUGAUGCAUCUGGAAAAAAUUAGGGAAAUUUUUUUUCUCAUGGACACAUUUUGCAUUAGAUUCUUUGAUGCAGUUGAAAAUAUUACUCAGGCUGACUCUUUCUUGCAGCAGCAAGUGUAUGUGACUAAGGAAAUUUCUGACAUAAAUUGCCAGAUAUGUAUACAGAGGUUGUUAUUGAACAAGAUGGCGGAGUCGUAUCAAAUAAAAUUGCGCUAAUUGUUGAGUUUAUAUAAAUGACUUACCGAGAAAACGGCAAAAUAUAGAAACUGAAAGCGAGAUGACUUAUUACUCAUUAACGUAACAAAUCAAAUGCUAUCAUUCAUUGCUUUAAUAAUUAUAGCAAUAAACAGAACGUAAUUAUAAAUAUUUUGGGAAAUA
Molecule: messenger RNA, 2083 nt
Organism: Nylanderia fulva
Lineage: Eukaryota; Metazoa; Arthropoda; Insecta; Hymenoptera; Formicidae
Source: RefSeq, a predicted model, not a curated record